UUUUGCCCAAAUGGGGUCACGGAAGUUUGAUUAGUUCUUUAUAUUUUUCUGAAGUGUUUGUUGUAGAGUAUGAUUGAUAUGGAAACAAAGCUUUCCAAUAGAUUUGUGUCAUUUAGGAAAUUAGGAGAAUUGAACAAAUAGAUUAGCCUAUUUAUUAUCUUUUGCGUUCCAAUAGAUUUGUGUCAUUUAGGAAAUUAGGAACCCUAUGAUAUUUGGACAUUUCCAAUUAGGUUAUGUCUAGUGAAUCAUAAAACAUUCGGCAAGGUUAGAUCCCCGGUAAAGUUUAACAUAAAGGAGAAAAAGGGAUGAAUCAUGCUAGUUGUGAUACUGAGAAAACAAGUAUUUUGGGAAAGAAAAAAAGAUAUCCCACAAAGAACUUGUAAUAGGAAAAACACAAAAAAGGGAUAACAAAAUAAAACAAGAAUUUUAGAAAAUGAAGAAAGGAACAAACCACGGGAAGAAAAUACUAAGUUUAGCAAGGGCAUCUGUGUUUGCUUCUUUAGGCAUUGGUGGUACAUGAUGUAUAUACAUAUACACAGAUACAUAUCCUCAGGAUUUAAUGAUAAUGUGUUCUUUAUGCGUCUUACUUCACUAAAGUAUGGUUUCAACUUAAGUGUAAAAGACUGCUAAUUACUUAUACAUAUAAUAUCUAAGUGUAUGUGUUGAAUUUCUUUUCCAAGGUUAGGAAUAGUCCAAGAACAAUUGCGUUAUGUUUGUCGGUUUGAGUCAGCACGAGCCCAGUAAGGCAACUGGGCAAAGUCUGUUACUUUAAAUAGGGCCCAAAAUUAGAUCCAAGUUACAUAUAUACUAUGGAAGGAUGUUUUUUAAGUGUUGUACUAAAAGAUCCAGCCCAAUCCUCAUAUGCCCUUGUUUAUUUAAGAGAAAACGGAAAACCUAAUUGCCUAAAUUUCUUCCUCUCUUCUUCUAGUUUGCUCUGGUUCUCCCUUGUUUUUGCCAAAAUGCCGUUUAGGUUCGCGGGAACAAGUAAGACUAAUGAACCAGAUCAAUCAGAUCCUCAACAACCAAAGUUUGAUCCUACACAACCCAUAUUAUUACAUCCAACACCUCUCAGAAGUGAGCCUUAUAUUCCGCCUACAAUGGAUUUAUCAGAAACCUCAGACUUUGAUGCAGAAGAACAGAUGCAGCAAGUUAUGAUAGUUCUACCAACUCAGUCAGCAAUAGAAGAGAAGAAUAAGAUUUUGGAAACCAAUGAGUCAACAAUUAUUUUGACUGGAGCUGCUGCUGCAUUGGCACAAGGGGGACCAACAGUAGGAUCAGUUGAUAUUGGUGAGAACGAAGACUCAUACUUAUUCCGUGUCUCUAUACCAGGGGCUUUGAAGGAAGACAAAUUUAGUUGUAAUGUUGAUCCUGAUGGGAAAGUAUUAAUACAAGGAGUAACUACGACAGGAGGGAAAAUCGUAUGCAGGGAUUUCCAUGUCUUUAAGAUGAAGACGCAAAAUCUGUGCCCACCAGGUCACUUCUCUGUCUCGAUCCAGCUUCCUGGUCCAGUUGAAAGCGAGCAAAAAAUUGUCUCUCUCGAGAAUGAGGGGAUUUUGGAGGGCAUUGUGAAGAAAAAACUACCAUAAAUAUUCUGCUUUGAGGAGCUUGUAUGCUUUCUUAUGAUGAAGAGGUCUGAAUUGAAUGGAGAAGACUCCAUAUGUUAGGACUUAAGAUGUAGACAAUAAAUAAUUGCCUCUGUUAAGCGGAGGAUGAGGCCUUGGAUACGAGCUAGAGGUGAUAUACAGUACGCUUGCUCGAGCCCAACUAAUAGUGAACUGGGGCUUUGCUAAGCUGUUUGUAUUCACUCAUUUUAAGACUGGAAGCUGUGUUCAUGAGUGGACUAUGUUUUAUUUUCGUUGAAAGUUCUCUCUACUGAGACGAGUUCAUGGUGAAACAGCUGGUAGUUAUCUUGAAACUUACAAGAUAUUUAGCUUUGCUUAUUUUGUGGAAAAUGGUCUCUUAUGGAUUUAUAUUUUUAUGAAGAGUACUUUUGGAGAAAAUUAUAUAUCGUUUGAGUUUACUAAAAGCGCUUUUGAUGAAAUUGCUUUUGGAAUGCAAGAAGCACAUAACUGGUGUUUCUUCCAAUUGCACUCCAAGUGCUUUUGGAACCCAAAAACACUUUCACCAAAAGCGUUUCCAGUUACUUUAAAAGCACUUCCAAAUGUGUGUGUAUGUUUUGGGUGGGUGGGUGGGGUUGACCGUAAGGAGCUGACAUUGGUAGUGGUGCUUAGGUUGUGAUUAACAGCUUGCUGGUCGGAACACCAAACUGCAGGUUUGAACUUUGAAACCCAAUUCAGGCCGUUCAUAAGUUUGUUUUCUUUUCUUUACCUGCCUCUUGGAUAUCUGAAUGAGUGGGCAAGUGUUUUGGUUGUAUUGACCAAAAGAUUUUUUGAAACCUCCUCAUGCAUCUGUGUCCUGUGAAGUUUAUGACCAUCCAACCUUAAUUAAGCAUCUUCACAAAUUUUGGGGUUUAUUCCCAGUUCACAUUUUUCUUAGAUUCUCUGAUGAGAAUUUGUGGCAUCUCUUACUGAGAGUCCUGCUUUCACUGCUGUACUUCCCCUGACCUGCUACUGUUUUGCAUUUCUGCAUCCCUAAUUCAUGUUUAUUAUGUUGCAGAUUAUAAGGAUGCCCACAGCUGUUGUGGUUAGAUGUAGGCUUUCUGGAAAGUUAGGAAGGUUGCUUUGGUUUAGUUGGUGUAUCUUCAAGUCUUUAGCUUUUUUAGUUGUUAUCAAGUGCCUCACUCCCUAAUAUUAACUCUUCAUGUUGUCUUGGGGCAGCAACGUUGUGUGCAAUUUCUUAUCUGAAUUUUAAUGAAUGCCAGUAUUUGAAUUACUUAUGGUUUUGUUUCUGGGAGCAUACAUGUAUAGCUUUUUAAUUUUGUGAGUUACAUGAAUUUUAAAACACCAUGUUCAGUAUUUGGCUCUACAGGUUCCUGCAUUUAAUUUUUUAUUUUUAGAGGUUACUCUGCCAAACUUCUGCCAGCAAAUUCUUGGUUUGUCUCAUACAAGAUAAACUGACACGUAAACUUUUCGAUAUUCUCAGUUAAUGGUUGAAGCAAUUUUGGCAUCGUAAAGUUUGCUUGCCUUCUGGAAUCGCAUAAUUUGUAGAGGUACAAAGUGCAUCUCGUUCAUGUUAGGAAGAUGGACGAGUCCAGAUUUGUGUUGCUUGAGGAUUUUUAAAGGCCUUGUUUGGUGGGCCGGAUUAGGGCAUGAAUCCUGUUCGUUGUUUGCUGGAGUUAAGUGCAGCAUGGAUCGGAUGUGAAUCUUGGAUUCAUAUUCAAAAUGAGUGGGAUUCUGAAACCCAACCUUAGACAUGGGUUUCCACGCCGGUACCCAAACCCCAAUCCAAGCCAGCCCACCGAACAUGCUACUAAAUGAGUAGGUAGGGUCAUGAUUUUGGGAGAAGGUGCCAGUGAAGGCGAUGUUGAAGAUGGGGACGAUGGACAUGAAGCGAAUCCAUGAUGGAUUACAGUAAAAAUUUUCGAACAUCUCAAAACGCAGAUGUUUGAAAGUUGGAUCCAUGAGCAAAAUUACCAGAAUGUAUUAAUUUCCCUUUGUAUUGGUGUAAACACCGAAUUAUGAUGUGAAAAAUGAAGAAAAGAAGUGUAAACUAUCUUCUUCGAUUGGUUUGA
This is a messenger RNA of Pyrus x bretschneideri (Chinese white pear), 3631 nucleotides long. RefSeq names its product alpha-crystallin domain-containing protein 22.3. The coding region runs from base 810 to 1586 and encodes 258 amino acids. Gene Ontology annotation, cellular component: nucleus. The transcript is spliced from 5 exons. The record is from RefSeq and is a predicted model, not a curated record. Lineage: Eukaryota; Viridiplantae; Streptophyta; Magnoliopsida; Rosales; Rosaceae.